AAGAACCUUCAUAUCUUAUUUAGGUUUUCUAUUUCUCAUCCAAAUAUUAUAGUUUCACUUUCUUUCUACACUCUUUUGUAAUAGUAUUUAAUGUUCAAAAAGUAUUUGGUUGAUUACUGGCAAGAUUACUGGUACCUUUGGUACAUUAAUGCAUCAUUGAUGCAUCAUUGAUAAAUUGUUACCAUCAUCAAAGAAGUAUUGAUACCAAUGGCUUUGCAAAGUACAAUCAACCAUCCUCUAGAGUUCAUUCUCCGUUUAUUCGGUAUCUGGCCGAGUUCUCGUUAUCGAGUUUUGAAGAGCAUCGUUUGGACAUUGUUGUUGCUCACGUUUUUAGUGUUCCAGUAUUGGUAUUUUAUCAGUCAUCUUAAAUCCACUGAUCUGACCGACUUGUUAGACGGAUUAAGCCUUACUUUAUCAAACAAUCUUGUUCUAUUGAAGCUGAUCGUUAUCUGGUUUCAUAAUCGAACAUUUUGCGAUAUCCUGACGUCCAUGCUCGAGGACUGGAAUUGUCCUUCAUUGGGGGAGAAGAAACAGAUAAUGAUACAUAAGGCCAAUUUAUCUUCUCGCAUUACCAAUGUUUUGUUUACGUACUAUUUUGUGUCUUUUGUUUUGUACGCAGGGAUUACUGUGGCCCUAUUAAGGGAGGAUAACGAUGGUACCCAAACGAGGAAAUUCUUUAUCAAAAUGGUGUUUCCUUUUGACGUAACGACUUCUUUACUUUAUAGUCUUAUUUUGGUUCUACAGUUUGUGUUAGAAUGUAUUUUGGCCUUCGCAGCAGCAAUGUUCAUGGCAUUGAUUGCAACACUAAUAUUACAUGUCGGUAGCCAAGUUGAAAUAUUUUGCCAAACAUUGACGGAAGUUCCCAUUUAUUCCGGAAAGGAUGAGUCUCGAGUCUUGAUAUUCAAAGAUCUCGUUUCCAGACAUCAGAGAAUCAUAACGUUGUCCGAGAAUAUUCAAAAUAUGUUCAAGUACAUAUCGUUGGGUCAAUUUUUGUCGAACAUGAUGGUGAUCGGUUUUGUAAGCUUUCUCUUUGCGGUCUCUUCGAACAUGGAGCAAGGAUCUGUAGUAAUAAUGAAGUGCUUUCCUUAUUACGUCGCUGUAAAUUGCGAAGCAUUCAUUCUUUGUUACACUGGGCAAUAUCUUUCUGAAAAGAGUGACGAUAUUACAGAGGUUGUUUACGAUUCCCUCUGGUACGAAUUGAAUCCUAGGGAAGCUCGUAUUAUAUUAUUAGUAAUAAUGAGGUCGCAGAAGCAAUUGAAGCUCACUGUUGCUCAAUUUACGACGCUUUCGCUCCAAGCGUUUGCCAAUAUGUUGAAAGCUUCUGCUUCGUACGUGUCGCUUUUGCUUGCGGUAUACUGAGGUCGAAGGACUUUGUAAAUAUUUAGUAAAAGAAAUCGAAACGCGAAGAACAUUUUGUCGAAACAGAAGAUUAGAGAAGAAAUUGACAAUUUGGCGUUUGUAAAAAAAUGUUAUUAAUUCAACUAGCAGAGGAUAAUACAACAAUUCAAAGAAUUUUGAUGUUUUUAUUUUCUCGAAAACUGAACGAAAUAUGUAAGGAAGCGAGUAGAUUUCGGGUUGUGUAUAAUUACUCUGAUUAUUAAUAUUUAUUAUUGUCUUGAAAGAAUGAUCUUCUGUCGAGCUACUUGGAAAGUUAAAUUAAUUAUAGUUUUAAUACUUAUUUCCUUCGUGAAAUAUUGUUUUUAUUUUAUAGGAUUCGUGGCUCACA
Molecule: messenger RNA, 1726 nt
Organism: Hylaeus volcanicus
Lineage: Eukaryota; Metazoa; Arthropoda; Insecta; Hymenoptera; Colletidae
Product: odorant receptor 4-like
Exons: 6
Coding region: 208-1359 (383 amino acids)
Biological process (GO): sensory perception of smell; detection of chemical stimulus involved in sensory perception of smell
Cellular component (GO): plasma membrane
Molecular function (GO): odorant binding; olfactory receptor activity
Source: RefSeq, a predicted model, not a curated record